AUGACUAAAAAAUGCAAAGCAUGUGAAAUAUGGGAGAAACAUCGUGGAACAGAAGCUUAUAACACUUGGUUUUCUGAUCACGAUUGUGAUAUAAAUCAUACCAAAUCUGCAGGUUCAAUGGAAUCUGAAGGUGCAGUUCAUAUGUUCAACCGUUCUGAGUCAAAAUAUAACUUAAGGUAUAACAAUUAUAUUGGUGAUGGUGAUUCUAGUUCAUUUAAAAGGGUAGUUGAAUCAAAGCCAUAUGGAGAUGCAUUCAUAAUUAAUAAAUUAAAAUGCCUUCAUGGCCAAACGCAAAAUGUAAAUGAGUGUUUGAAUGGAAUUAUUUGGGCACGCUGUCCAAAAUCUACUUAUUGCAGCAGGAAAGUUCUUACAAUUGGUGUGUGUUCUGCUAUCAUAAGUUUCAAUGAUGGCAUUAAUGGUAUUGGAAAUGUUUUUGAUUGUUUAGAUAUUCCACGUGGAAGUUUUUUUGAACAAAAUGCUUUAAAAAGUGAUAAUCAUAGAGUUAUAAUUCAUCUUAAACAAUCAUCUAAUAUUUCAAAAUAACAAAGAAAAGUAAGAAGAAGCCUAAGAAAAGGGUAUAUAGACAAAAACAAAGAUAUUGAAGGGUGCCAAUCUUAUAAUUCAGGAUCCUAUUGAGUGAACUCUGUUUUGUUUUAUGUCAAUAAAUAUUAACUGAUUUUUAAAA
Molecule: messenger RNA, 685 nt
Organism: Hydra vulgaris (swiftwater hydra)
Lineage: Eukaryota; Metazoa; Cnidaria; Hydrozoa; Anthoathecata; Hydridae
Source: RefSeq, a predicted model, not a curated record